GGACCAGUGACGUAUUUUCUGGCGACGGACCGAAAUAAGGUUGCCGCGCUGAAAACGGAGAAGGAAGAAGAUUUAAGUGAAUGUGUUUCAGUCAGUUGUUCUGGUUCUACGGGCUUUUAUACUUGUGACGCAAAUCCAGUAAGAGACUGGUUUGUUUCGAUGUGAUGAGUCCGUCCUUUAAGUUCUGCAAAGUGCGUUGUGGACAAAGCAGAAGCUCAGUCGCACAGUCGAAAUAUUAAUUCCAAGCCACUUGUUAGCUAGUUUGCUAACCAAUUGUGUUCACACCAAACAGAACCUCAGAUGAGAAGCCAGUGUGACAGAUUGAGGGUUUAACUGCACAGUUUGCAGGCAAGUCCCAACAGAAUCGACCUUGGUGACAGGGAGCGGGGCGAUGAGAAAGUCCAGUUGUCUCAAUAUAGUACACAGAGCCAAGAUGAAGCGAAGGGUGGAGCAGGUUGACCAUCUCAAGAAAAAGAAGAAGCGCUUGGAUGAUUCUAGUUUUGAUGAAUAUGACGACGAGAAAUCGUUCAUAUCAAGCAGCCAGGACUCCAGUCAGAGUGACUCUCACAGUGAUGCUGAAGAGCAGAGGCCCUUGAAACCCUCCCCAUCUCAUCAUGGAUCACAGUCAGAAAGCUCCCAGGACACGUCCUCCAACAAGUUUUCUAUGUACAACAGUGUGUCACAGAAACUUAUGGCCAAGAUGGGCUUUCGAGAGGGCGAAGGGCUGGGGAAAUUCGGACAGGGCCGGCGAGAGAUAGUCGAGGCAUCAACGCAGCGUGGGCGCAGGGGUCUCGGCCUCACCCUGAAAGGCUUUCAGGGAGAGCUCAACGUGGACUGGCAGGACGAGCCGGAGCCCAGCGCGGUGGAAGAAGUUACCUGGUUCCCUGAGAGCUCAACGGAGAUGCCUGACGCAGAGGAGCUGGCCGACUGGAUGACUACCGGGGAGAGGAAGCUGAAGAUUGAUGAUGAGACUGAGUUUUGCAGUGAAGACCUCCUGCACAGCCUGCUGAGGUGUAAGUCCAUCUUUGACGACCUCGAGGGGGAGGAAAUGCGGCGUGCGCGAACUCGGUCCAACCCGUACGAGACCAUCCGGGGAGGCAUCUUCCUCAACAGGGCAGCGAUGAAAAUGGGCAACAUCGACCACGUCUUUGACUAUAUGUUUACCAAUCCGAAGGACUCUCAGAGGAAGCCGUGCACGCGAGACAAGGCGGGGGAACUGCUGUACUUCGGGGACGUGUGUGCCGGCCCAGGAGGUUUUUCCGAGUAUGUCCUGUGGAGGCGCCGUUGGCAUGCCAAGGGCUUUGGCAUGACGCUGCGGGGGCCCAACGACUUCAAACUGGAGGACUUCUUUGCCGCGCCCAGCGAGCUCUUUGAACCCUACUACGGGGAGGGAGGGAUCGAUGGAGACGGCGACAUCACCAGGCCGGAAAACAUCACCGCCUUCCGGAAUUUUAUCAUGGAGAACACGGACAGGCGAGGGCUGCACUUCCUUAUGGCGGAUGGGGGCUUUUCAGUGGAGGGACAGGAGAACAUCCAGGAGAUCCUUAGUAAACAGCUGCUGCUCUGUCAGUUCCUCACCGCAUUGUCCACCGUCAGGACAGGUGGUCACUUCAUCUGUAAGACCUUUGACCUGUUCACCCCCUUCAGCGUCGGUCUGAUUUACCUGCUCUACCUGUGCUUCGAGAGGGUGUCCCUCUUCAAGCCAGUCACAAGCCGACCUGCCAACUCUGAGAGGUAUGUGGUGUGUCGAGGGCUGAAGCCCGGGUCAGACCCCGUCAGGGAAUACCUGUUCACCAUCAACCUGAAGCUGAACCAGCUGAGGGACAAAGAAUCGGAUGUCAAUGAGGUGGUGCCCCUGGACAUCAUCAAAGGAGACACCGACUUCUUCAACUAUAUGAUUAUCUCCAACGAGAAGCACUGUGCUAUCCAGAUUAAAGCCCUGGCUAAAAUCCAUGCUUAUGUCCGGGACUCGACGUUGACGGAAGGACGGCAGGCAGAGAUCAGGAAGCAGUGCCUCAGUCUCUGGGGGAUCCCAGACAAGGCCAGAGUGGCCCCCUCCAGCACAGACCCCAGGAGUAAAUUCCAGGAGUUGAUGCAGGGUACGGACAACGAAUCUUUCAACUACAAACCGACCCAGCUGACCUUCAGUACACUUGACAAGGUGCACCAUGUCCUGGACUACCGCUGCAUGGUGGGAGGUGGAAAUCAUCUCUUUUUACUUGGCAUGGGAAAAUCCCAGAUCUACACGUGGGACGGCAAAAUGCCACUGCGCUGGAAGAAGCUGGAGAACUUUAACCUGGAGCUGCCCAGAGACACUCUUCUGAGCGUGGAGAUCGUCCAGGAGCUCAAGGGAGAGGGCAAGGCUCAACGCAGGAUCAACGCCGUCCAUGUCAUGGAUGCUCUGGUGCUGAAUGGGACUGAUGUCCGGGACCAGCACUUUAACCAGAGGAUCCAGAUGGCAGAGAAGUUUGUGAGAGCAGUAUCCAAACCCAGCCGGCCUGACAUGUAUCCCAUUCGAGUAAAGGAGGUAUACAGAUUAGAGGAGAUGGAGAAAAUAUUCAUCAGGCUGGAGAUGAAGGUGACAAAGAGCUCAGGGGGUGUCCCACGUUUGUCCUAUACCGGCAGGGACGACCGUCACUUCCUACCCAGUGGCCUGUACAUCAUUAAGACGAUGAAUGAGCCCUGGACAAUGGCGUACAGCAAGACGACAAAGCGGAAGUUCUUCUACAACAAGCUGACGAAAGAAUCCUCGUACAACCUUCCGGAGAAUUCUGCGGCUCCCUUCCAUGUGUGCCACUCUGAGCAACUCUUCUGGGCAUGGGAAGAUGGCGUCAAAGUGCACGACUCUCAGACAAGGGUGGACCCUGAGAAGCUGUCCAAGGAUAACGUUCUGGCCUUCAUCCGGCAGCACUACCAGCCUUGAGGAGCCGCUUUGGGCCCCAGAGAGAUAUGGUCUGCCCAAAUCUGACACCUAAUACCAGGAAGGACUAUAGCCAAUCCACACCCUCUUCAUGUGGCCUGUCUGUCUGUGCUUGCUUUCUUAGACACCCCCAGCCUUACUCAAUUCAUGUCUAUCCAUGCUACAGUCAUCUAAACCCUAAGAUCCCAGCCUACUUGGGUAACUGAGAUACGCUGGUUAAUCCUUUGACUGUUUCGAAGUUUGACCCUGGCAUCCCCGUUUGGCAUUUUUAGAGUGAAAAACUAGUUUGGGCAAUUUUCUAUACCUGCAUCCAAGUGCUCCGUCACUACUUGACUGCGGUGAGUGAGGAUCAUUCUGUACUCCUACGUCGGUUUUGCAAUAAACAAAAUUAAUGUUGUGCAGUCCAGCAGUUGGGCAUGUCUUGGGAAUGAAACAAAACUACUGUUCCUCAUGCAGUUUCUCUCUUAAUUUUAUCUUUUCUAUUUGUUCAGGCUAAGCAAGUCUUUUUAAGGCUAGUUAUCCCCAAAUUGGAAUCUAGGUUCCUCAUCCAGGUGUUUCCAGCCAAAAGAAGUGAAGGUACUGUACAGCAAGGCCUGUGCUUAUGUAAUUAGAUAGGAAAUUAUUUUCAGCUGAUUAGCUCCGGGUGGAAAAAGCAGUAAAACGAAAGGCAGCUUAUUUAAAAAUAGAAGGCUGAACCUGAACACGUAUAACCUGUUUCAAGUGUGUGAGUAGGAUCCAUGUUUCAGAUGGAUGAUCCUUUUCACUUCCCAAGAAAGGUGUGCAGAGCUGUCCAGCAGUCUGAAGUUUAAGUGAAUUCUGUAUACAGAGCCAUUAGGGAAAAAGAAAUAAAACUUUGAGUUGGUGCUGGAUUUAAUUUUUUUUUUCGUAAUUGUCGUGGUCAGUCAUAUAUAGACCUGAAUGUAUGAGGUUUUGGAUGAAGCAGGGACUCCGAGGCAGACCACCACUACUAGUAAAACACAAACAGCUUUGCAGUUGACUGGUCUUGCUAUGCUUUCAUCUUAUGAGCCUUAUUUAUUUAAACAAUUUCGUCUGUUUGUGCCGUUUAAAUUGUAUGUCCCCUGCACUGAAAUUCUUCUUUGGUCACUUUUUGUAACAUAUUGGGGAUCAUUGGAAAGGCAAGUCUAUGCCUGUGUUUGAGUAGAAUGUCAUUUUAGCGUAACUUAAUAAAGACACUCUUAAUGUAAA
Paramormyrops kingsleyae is the source of this 4126-nucleotide messenger RNA. NCBI's taxonomy places the organism in Eukaryota, Metazoa, Chordata, Actinopteri, Osteoglossiformes, Mormyridae. The record is from RefSeq and is a predicted model, not a curated record.